This is a messenger RNA of Lemur catta (Ring-tailed lemur), 3119 nucleotides long. It is a transcript of the gene PTDSS2, whose product is annotated as phosphatidylserine synthase 2. Gene Ontology annotation, molecular function: L-serine-phosphatidylethanolamine phosphatidyltransferase activity. Gene Ontology annotation, biological process: phosphatidylserine biosynthetic process. The coding region runs from base 1516 to 2457 and encodes 313 amino acids. NCBI's taxonomy places the organism in Eukaryota, Metazoa, Chordata, Mammalia, Primates, Lemuridae. The record is from RefSeq and is a predicted model, not a curated record. The transcript is spliced from 12 exons.
UGCUGUUCAUCCUUACCUGUGCGCUCGGCUACGUGACUCUCCUGGAAGAAACACCUCAAGACACAGCCUACAACACCAAGAGUGCCACAGAAGAGCAAAGUUGCGGAGCUGACGCUGCCCGAUCCCAAGACUUGCUGUGAGGCUACGGUCAUCGAGCCGGUGCGGUGUUGGCAGCAGCAGGCGCAGAGACCAGUGCGCCAGAGAGCGAGCCCGGACGGCACACGGCAGUCGGCUGCUCCCGACGAGCACAGGCCGCACCCUGGAGAAAGGGCAGCGGGUCACCCACGUGCAAAAGCGAAUCUGGAUGUUACACUGUUCACAAACAUUCACUCAAAAUGGAUUACAGAGAGGCCUGAAUGUAAAAGGCACAACCGUGAAACUUCUUGCAGAAAAUACAGGAGAAAACCUAGUGCCUCAGGUUUGGUGAUGACUUUUUAGAUAGAACACUAAUAGCACGGUCCAUGAGAGAAGAAACUUGACAGGUUGAACUUCACUAAAGUCGGAAGCUUUUGCUUCAUAAAAGGCACUGUUAAGAGAAUGAGAAGAGGAGCCACAGUUUGGUUGAAAAUAUUUGCAAAACACGUAUCUGAUAGAGGACUUGCGUGCGAAAUAUGCAAAGAUGCUUAAAGCUCAAUGAUAAGAAAAGAAACUACAUGGUUAAAAACUGGGUGAAAGAUCUCACGGUUGCUCCCCAGAGCAAGUACACAGAUGACAGUCAGCGCAGGGCAGGGUGCUCAGCUCCGUCCGUCUUCAGGGAAUCGAAGAUCGAAAACUGAGCACGGCCCACCCAUUGCCAUGGCUAAAAUUUAAAAAACUGACAGCACCAAAUGCUGGCAAGACUUCAGAACACCAGGCACCCUCAUGAUUACCGUGGGAAUGCUGAGUGGCGCGGCCACUUGGGAAGGCGCUUUGGCCGUCUCAGAACUAAACAGACUCUUACCUUAGAUCCCACAGUUGUGCUCCUGAGUGUUGAUCCAAUCGAAUUGGAAGCCUGUGUUCACACAAAACUUGCACGAACAUUCAUAGUCACCAGAAAUUGGAAAUAACCAGGAUGUCCUUCACCCGGGGAGUGGGCAGGUGAACUGUGGCACGGACGGAAUAUUGUUCAGCGAUAGAAGGAAACUAGCUCUCCAGCCACAAAGACAGAGAUGGAUCUCAGGCUGCGUUACCACCGAGUGGAGGAAGCCGGCCAGAAAGGCCGAGCGCCGUCCGAUUCCAGCAGGAGGUAUUGUGGCCAGUAUUUUGGUUUUCUUAUGUUUUGGAGUCACACAAGCUAAAGACGGGCCAUUUUCCAGACCUCAUCCAGCUUACUGGAGGUUUUGGCUCUGCGUUAGUGUCGUCUACGAACUGUUUCUCAUCUUUAUCCUCUUCCAGACCGUGCAGGAUGGCCGGCAGUUCCUGAAAUACAUCGACCCCAGCCUGGGGGUCCCGCUGCCGGAGAGGGACUACGGGGGAAACUGCCUCAUCUAUGACGCAGACAACGAGACCGACCCCUUCCACAACGUCUGGGACAAGAUGGACGGCUUUGUUCCCGCACACUUUCUCGGCUGGUACCUGAAGACGCUGAUGAUCCGGGACUGGUGGAUGUGCAUGAUAGUGAGUGUGAUGUUCGAGUUCCUGGAGUACAGCCUGGAGCACCAGCUGCCCAACUUCAGCGAGUGCUGGUGGGACCACUGGAUCAUGGACGUGCUCAUCUGCAACGGGCUGGGCAUCUACUGCGGCAUGAAGACCCUCGAGUGGCUGUCCCUGAAGACCUACAAGUGGCAGGGCCUCUGGAACAUUCCAACCUACAAGGGCAAGAUGAAGAGGAUCGCCUUCCAGUUCACGCCCUACAGCUGGGUCCGCUUCGAGUGGAAGCCCGCCUCCAGCCUGCGCCGUUGGCUGGCCGUGUGCGGCAUCAUCCUGGUGUUUCUGUUGGCGGAACUGAACACGUUCUACCUGAAGUUUGUGCUGUGGAUGCCCCCCGAGCACUACCUGGUCCUCCUGCGGCUGGUCUUCUUCGUGAACGUGGGCGGCGUGGCCAUGCGCGAGAUCUACGACUUCAUGGACGACCCGAAGCCCCACAGGAAGCUGGGCCCGCAGGCCUGGCUGGUGGCGGCCAUCACGGUCACAGAGCUGCUCAUCGUGGUGAAGUACGACCCCCACACGCUCACCCUGUCCCUGCCCUUCUGCAUCUCCCAGUGCUGGACCCUCGGCUCCGUGCUGGUGCUCACCUGGACCGUCUGGCGCUUCUUCCUGCGGGACAUCACCUUGAGGUACAAGGAGACCCGGCGGCAGAAGCAGCAGAGCAGGGGUGGCCCGGGCAGAGCCGUCAGCAACGGGGACCAGCACCCGCUGGGGCCGGAUGAAGACCCGCCAGGGCCUGAGGCGGCAGAGGGGUCGGGGGCGGCUGAGGGGUCGGGGGCGGCUGAGGGGACGGGGAUGGCUGAAGGGACGGGGGCAGCAGCUCCAAACUGACCUGCAGCUCAGCCACCCUGGGAGCCUCCCAGAACCCAGGCCCACCUUGAGGUUCUGUUUUCCUUCCUCCUGUGCACUCCACUCAGAGGGACUGAGGAGGCAGUGAACGCAGCCCUGCCCUGGCUUCAUACGUGUGUGCAUGUAAGCAGGUACACACGGGUGACUGCGUGUGAUACACACGUGUGUCUUUGGCUCCUGGGGCUUGGCCCAGGGCAGCUGGUUCCUCUGGAGUGAGGGUCCCUGCUCAGCCCAGUGGCCUCUGGCCUCGAGUGCCCCGUCACCCAGCCCUGGCACGGCCCAGCCCUGGCUCCGCCUGCCCUCUCCGUGCCCCUGGCCCCAGCUGCUCCAAGGCAGCGUGGUGGGGGCCAGGGGCCCCUCCUGGUGGCCUGUGUACGAGGGACAGUCGUCCAGGCUCAGUGGCUGAGAGGUAUCGAUCCAGGCGGCAGCGCUGAGCUGAGCCGUUUCAGCGUCUCCAUUUGGCAGAGUGACCUGGCGGCCUGGGGAUGGCGUCGGAGGCCGCUGGGCCGGCCCCUCAGGGUACACUGAGUCAGACGCUCCAAGGGCCGGAGGCCUGUAACUGGGUGCUGGGACCCGUGUCCGUGGCUCCCUGAGUUCAGGGUCAUCCCCACGAGCAAACAACAAAUAAAGUGGCGACGAAGGUC